This is a messenger RNA of Strongyloides ratti, 1302 nucleotides long. Its product is annotated as Cysteine-rich repeat-containing protein. The transcript has a single exon. The record is from RefSeq and is a predicted model, not a curated record. The coding region runs from base 1 to 1302 and encodes 433 amino acids. NCBI's taxonomy places the organism in Eukaryota, Metazoa, Nematoda, Chromadorea, Rhabditida, Strongyloididae.
AUGGUUCGAAAAUAUUUUUUCCAAACCAUCAUAUUCCUUAUUUUAGGUCAAUCUGUUUCUUCUGGACUUGUAUGCACAUAUGCUUCAUGUUCAGAUUCAAACCCAUGUUCAACAGGAUCAUGUAAUAAUGGAUAUUGUUGCUCAUCUUCAUCAUCACAAGCAUCACCAAAAGUUAUAGUUAUUCCUAAUCAACAAUCAUCAUCAACAUGUAAUGGUUGUAAUUCUAAUACUAAUACAAUGAUGAUUAGUUAUUGUCCUGGUGGUGGACAAUCUUCAGGUCCUUGUAAUUCUGGAUAUUGUGGACAAGGAUAUUCAUGUGUUAAUAAUAAUUGUUGUCCAACAGCUUCUGCUCCUGCUACUAUUACAAUUCAAAGAUGUCCAAAUGGUCAAGCUAGUGCUGGUUAUUGUAAUAAUGGUGGUUGUUCAUCAGGAUAUUCAUGUAAUUCAGCUAGUAAUUUAUGUUGUGCUAUUGUUACUGCUACUUUCGUUUGCUCUGAUGGAACUCAAGCAGCUGGAGGAUGUGUAUCUGGACAAUGUGGUUCAGGAUAUACAUGUAAAUCAGGACUUUGUUGUGCAGAGACUACUGAUAGUGUAAAAUGUCUUGAUGGAACAAUUGCUAUUGGUGCAUGUAUAAAUGGAAAUUGUGGUGCUGGAUUUGUCUGUACAACUGGUAAUAUUUGUUGCCCAGCUGUUUCUGCUUCUGUCUGUAAUAAAGGUGGAAAAUCUGUUGGACCAUGUGUUAAUGGAUAUUGUCCAAGAGGAAUGUAUUGUGAUGAUUUAGAUGGAGUUGGUGAAGGAAAUUGUUGUACAACAUCUCCAAUCACUUGUUCAUCAACAGAAAAUAUUGGACAAUGUAUUGGUGGAAUUUGUCCAGAGGGACAUAUAUGUGAUACAGAUAAUGAAUGGUGUUGCCCAACAUAUGAUACAGUUGCAACUAACCAAGUUGGUCCAUGUGUUGAAGCUGAUGAUCCUACAUUACCAUCAUGUCCUAAUGGAUUUAUAUGUGGUCUUGGUAAUUUCUGUUAUGCUCCAAGUGACUAUAAAGCCGAUUGUUAUGCUUCUGAAUCUAUUGGUCCAUGUACUAUAUUAGGAGAUACAAGAGAAUGUCCAACUGAUUACACUUGUUCAGGAUACGAUGUAAACGCUGGAACAAGUGGAUAUUGUUGUCCAAAUACAGUAGUAAUGAGAGCUCGUAGACGUCACCCUGGACGUAAAGUUGAAUCUUUUCUUAGUCAGGUGCUAAUGAACGAUAAUGUAAGAGGUGAUAUAGAAGCAUCAGCUGUUGAAAAACUCGCCAAUUAA